Staurois parvus is the source of this 312-nucleotide messenger RNA. Lineage: Eukaryota; Metazoa; Chordata; Amphibia; Anura; Ranidae. The record is from the annotation of a GenBank genome assembly.
AUGUACACAGCCCCCCCCCCCCCCCCCGAUACACAGACCUCCUUAAUACAGACCUCCUGUAUGUACACAGCCCCCCCCCCCCCCCCCGGUAUACAGACCUCCUGUAUGUACACAGCCCCCCCCCCCCCCCCCGAUAUACAGACCUCCUAUAUACAGACCUCCUGUAUAUACACAGCCCCCCCCCCCCCCCAGUAUAUACAGACCUCCUGUAUACAGACCUCCUGUAUAUACACAGCCCCCCCCCCCCCUAUACAGACCUCCUGUAUAUACACAGCCCCCCCCCCCCCCCGCCCCCGUAUACAGACCUCCUAG